Molecule: messenger RNA, 6541 nt
Organism: Lethenteron reissneri (Far Eastern brook lamprey)
Lineage: Eukaryota; Metazoa; Chordata; Hyperoartia; Petromyzontiformes; Petromyzontidae
Product: growth/differentiation factor 10-like
Cellular component (GO): extracellular region
Molecular function (GO): cytokine activity; growth factor activity
Source: RefSeq, a predicted model, not a curated record
CACUCACACAGUCACUCAGACGCGCGCACUCGGCUCGCAAUACCCGGGGAGUUUUACGCAAAAUAAAAAACCGAUUGCGUCUCAGUCGCACCCAGCGGCUCUCACGCACGCGGUGCUUCUCGACUCGCGACUCGGGCAAGGAAGGCGGUUGAGCUCGGAGGGACGAGGGGGAGAGAGACACGCGCACACAGAGGGGAAGACGUAGAUCCGACGGGAAGCCGAUUCCGAUAUCAAUCAGACAAACCCGACUAUUUGAAACUGUCGCGGGUUUUUUUUUUUAUUUAAAGCGAGAAGAGAGGGGGGAAAAAAUCCACGCGCACAAAUUGGCCAGACCAGCCACGUUUCGCUUGUAGGGUCUCCUGCAGAGACAACAUUAUCGAUAUUAUUAAUUACAUAACAUCCUCAAGGGAGAUUAUUUUUGUUGUUGGUGGUGGGUGUUUUUUUUUUUUUGACUCCAAGGAUCUCUCUCCAGACCUUUUAUUCUUUAUUGCCGCAACUUUGUCGUUGCCUCCUCGAGAGCGCGAGCGGGGAGGGGAGCCGACGAUGCCGCGACCGACGACGAGAAAACCCGCGCUCGCCUUCGUGGCGACGUCGGCGAUGCUGUCGCUGCUGCUGUUGCUGUGCGCCGGAGGAGCGCGCGCAGGCGAUCCCAGGAGCACCGCUGCGGACAGGACCUCUCAUCACCCCUUGGGCCACGACAUGGCCUCGGCGCACAUGUUCAAGCUCUACGACAAGUACAUGAAGGGAGGGAGCCGCUUCCUCGAGCAGAACACCAUCCGCAGCUUCAAACCCGCAGUCGAGUUUCGAGACAAGGGCAUGAUCUUCACGUUCAACCUCACGUCCAUCCCCAACUCGGAGAAGAUCUUGGCCGCGUCGUUCCACUUCACCGCUGACGAGCUGAGCCCAGGCCGAGGUUCCUGGUGCGCCCACAAUCGCCGCUCGCCCUGCCUGGGUCCAAGGUCCGCCGAUCUCCUUCAGUUCGCCCUCUGGGGUUCUUCUUCAAGUCCCGGCCUUCCUCGUGGCUUCUCCUCAUCCCCCACCACUUCGUCAUCCUCCUCCUCCUCGUCAUCUUCCUCGUCCUCCUCCUCGUGGUCCUCCUCCCACGCGGGCUCCAAGGGCUGGCAGGUACGGGACGUGACCUCCCUGGUGAAGAACGCGAGGACGCGUGGAGACGCGCUCCUGUACGGGGAGGCGCGCCUCGCUCGCCGCCGAGACAUGCACAACGUGCUCUUCAACAUCAACAACAUCAACAACAACAACAUCAACAACAAAAACAGCAGCAGCGGCGGCGGCGGUGGCAACGGCCUCCCGUGGGAGAACUCGCCCUACCUGCUCGUCUACGCAAACGACUCCGAGAUCCUGGAGCCCAACAGCGUGGUGACGACGCUCCAGCGCUACGGGCGCUUCCCGUUGCACGAGGAGCGCGACCCGGCCGCGAACCGAGCGCACAACGCCACGGCCGCCGCGCAGGGACGCCGGCAGCGCAGAGCCGCGCUGCCCCCGUCCCUACUCGACAACGAGCUUCCCGACGACGAUGACCACCACCGCGACGUGGUCGUCAGCCCGGGCCUCGCGGGGGAGGAGGACAACAACGCGAGCGAGGCGGCGUCGUGGAGCGAGCGGCCACGCGGCACGGCCGCGGAGGGCUCCGAGGGCGGCAUCGGCUCGACCGUGACGAAGACGUCGUCCCGACGCAAGGCUGCGGCGUCGAGGAGACGCGAGGGGGAGAGGCGCAGGGGCAAGGCCACGUUCAGGAAGGCGGCUGUGGUGGUGGGCAAGGGGCGCGGAGGAGCGAGAGCUCAGCAGCAUCAUCAGCAGCAGCAUAAUCAGCAGCAGCAGGCGGCGUCCCGAAUGCUGAGCUUUGACGAGCAGACGCUCCGGCAGGCGCGGCGGAGGCAGAUGAAGGAGCCGCACACGUGCGCCCGGCGCGCCCUCCGCGUGGACUUCGCGGACAUCGGGUGGAGCGAAUGGAUUAUCUCGCCCAAGGCGUUCGACGCGCACUACUGCGCGGGCGUGUGUCGCUUCCCCAUGUCCAAGGCCGUACGCCCGUCCAACCACGCCACGCUGCAGAGCAUCGUCCGCGCCGUGGGCAUCGUGCGGAACGUGCCGGAGCCGUGCUGCGUGCCCGAAAGCAUGUCCUCGCUCAGCCUCCUCUUCCUCGACCAGAACUACAACGUGGUGCUCAAGCUCUACCCUAACAUGGUGGCGGAGACGUGCGCGUGCAGAUAAACACGGGAGGGCACGCGCGCUCCUGCAGCACAGAGACUGAGAGAAGAACCCCCACCCGUCACACCUCCCCCCUCCCCACCACCACCACCUUUUGCAUUCACAGAGACUGUAACACACACCCAGGGCAGAUGAUGAAUUGAUUCGUGGGAGCAGUGUUAGCCAUCACCGGCGCCCCGAGCCUGGAUUGGCCGUUGCGACACGCGCAUCGUACUCAAAGGUGCAAACGCUGCUCUUUGUCAAUUCCAUCAGCAGGCGCGGUACAGCGCAAGGGAUUGACCCCAGCCCUCCACUCAUUUUCUUUAGCCCAGUGGACAGGCUGGGAUCACAACAAACUGUAGCCAUUACAGGCCCGAUUUGGCCAGCUACCAUGCCAUGCUGUUGCCUAUAGUCUCGGAGUGUUUUGUUAAGUGAUCGCAAAGCUAAAAUACAUCAUGUAGCUACAUAUAUAUUCGACAGAAAAGUAAUCUAGACCCGCGCUGGUCCAUCACUGCAACGUGAUGUCAGCCAAUAUUGGCCCCAAUUUACAUUUCCUGAAUUGCUAUCGCAUAGGGGUGAACGGUAAUGUUUGGUCUGUUAAGUGCAGCUCACCCCAGGUCUGCCACGGUGCCGAGAUGUUAACUGCCUCGCCUGGUAUACAGGAGCUCGUGGGUUCGAUCUCGACCCUGACGCCUGCUGUAUAUUUGGGGUUUGCAUGUUCUCCCCCGUGGUCGCGUGGAGUUUUCUCUGCAUCCACGUGAUAAGUCACUUCGCUGAGCUAUCAUUUGUGAUGCCUUCUGAAAAAUUAUAUAAAUAGCUCAGUGGGCCUUACCUGAUAAAAUAAAAAACAGUUGUAUCGUUUUUUUUACAGCUCAUAAGGCACAGAAAUGAAACACGCGGUGACUCGCGGAGCACUACGUUUGGAGGGAACUUCAUAAAUCACAAAGAACCGCGUGCCAUCGUUGCACAGAGCGCCACUGCGUCACCUGCCGUGUGUAGAUCGUGAGCGCGGCACGUGUGUCUCGGUUCACUCUCGCACACCCAGAUGGUCAGUCAUUUUUUCUCCAAAUAUAAACGAUGCAGGCCCAUCACGUGGCUCCACUCGUUACGUAACACGAUGCCUUUCUGAACGAGUAACCAAGCUCGGGCUUAAACGUGCGACGAGUGUGCCGCAUUUCAACGUUUUAAUUUUUUUAUCCAUAUCGUGAUAUUUGUUUUAAAUGUCAAGGGUAUAAUUAAUGGCAUUGCAUAAUCCUGUAACGAGUAAAUGCUUAUUUUGACGUGGCAGAGUCCCAUUGAGUGCAGGUGACAAAAGCUUCGUCGCGCGCAGAAUUACGUUAUCGAUGAACGAGAUCGCACGUGCCCACUGCCCGCGUCAGUCAGAGAUCUCUGUCGAUGCCAUCACGAGUGUAGGCGCAUUAUUUUCCCUUGGCGCGUCUCAGCGAUAAGCUAUGCGAACUAAAAAAAAUUGAUCCCAAGGCUUCCAUGACAUUAUACAAUGACGGUUACAAUUAUAACAACAAUAAUCUUGAUUUGAAGCUUUCGUAACUACAGGAAUCCAUACUCUUUGGUUCGUUCGGUAAAGUCAUCGGGGCGGCUAGAGUCCUCUCGUUCUCUGGCUUGAGAUGGCUGCCACCUAUGGGUCAGAUGAUUGUCUACCACCAUUAAGCAAUUGGUAAUUAAAUAUGUAAUUAUUUUCCCCUAAACAGUGUAAAAUUUUGGAAAAAAAUUUUCACGAAAAUUAAUUGUCACGCACAACGAGUCUGUGUGCAAAAUGUCAGCUCGAUUGGAUGACGGGAAGUGGGUUAAAAAACGACCGAAAGAUUUGCACGGUCGUAAGCAAGCAAGCACGCAAGUGAACUUAAUAUAAAGGAUUUAAAAAUGAUAUAUCACGACGUUUCGAUCGCCCAAAAAAAUCUAGCAGUACCACUGCUGGAUUAAAAAAUGUUCUACCUGAGGACGGCCGCUUGUGUUGCGAUCGAAACGUCGUGAUUUAUUAUUCUUUGUUUUAUUUUCAUAGCUACGUGACUUUACCGAAUGAGCCAAAGAGUAUGAAAACAACACUUUAUCAUUUACAGCCCCUUGUCCAUCCACUGCCGGAUGAAGACAUCCUCCCCAUGCUGUGCUGGUCACGUGGGUUUGUUGGACCAUACUUCACCAUGCUGGUCAGUGCAGGUUUGUGAAGAUAGCGCCCGGGACCCGUUCGGCUAUCACGUGUCACAAAUGUUGACCGCGGUUUGGAAAUUAAGCCAGGUAGCCGGGUUCCUCGUGCAGUGCGCUAACCACUGCACCACCACUCCCCAGAGAGUCGAUUCUAUGGUCAAAACAGACGAGGCCAUCUGAAACUAUAUUUUAUUCCGCUGAAUCACUGCUAAAAAUCCAAGUCGCCUUCCUGGCUUCUGCUGCUAAGUGUGUGUGUCGGUGCAGACUUUAGCCUAAAGGCAGAGAAGAGUAUUUUACAAAAGUUCCUAUAUAAGUUUAGCCACCAAUGUAGUGCAUAUAUAGCCGUAUUGGUCUUAUACAUGGGGUGUUUGUAAAGUCAGAUCUCAAAAGUAAUUCCUGUAAAUGCUUAAAAGAAGAAGUUAUCGAUCUUUGUCAAUCCACUGCUGGGUGAAAACAUCCCCCACGCCAUGUUGGUCACGAUGGUCAUGUUUGACCAUACUUCACCACGCUGGUCAGUUCAGAUUGGCGACAAGGGGGGGCAAAGACCGGUUUAGAUAUUACCCACCACUGAUGUUAGCCGUGACCGGGGAUUGAACUAAGAUCACUGGGUUCAUUGUAGCACAGCGAUCUAAACCGCUGUGCUACACUGCUCCUCGCAAAUACUGGGGAAUAGGGCAUCAUUCCAACUAAGCCAGUGGCAAUAAUCAUUGGUCAACGCGGCCAACCCACAAUACAUACACACAAUUACUCAAUUGCACGGUAUUUGUCUGGCAUGUACAACCCUCUUGUCGAUCCACGGCUGCACGAGGGACCUUCCGAGGCAGGGCCGGCACGUGGGGAUCACUUCACCACGCAGGUUGGUCGACGGUGGGCAGCGUAGAUGUAGGAGCACGGGAAGUAAAAUGCAACAAUGGAUUGUUUUCUGCAUUGUCCUCAGCUGCUCACAAAGUAGUCCCCGCCCGCCCGCCCCUGCCGCAGAAACCCUGUGGCAACCCGUGCAUGCGUGGUGAUGGUCACCCCAUGCGAACACUACCCAGGCUUAAGCCGCCCUGCUUAGCGAACUUCAGAUAUUUGACACAGAUCGGGGCGCAUUCAGGCUCGUUCGGACACUUAGCAGCACGCAAGAGGGCGAGUCACGUGGCCACGACAAUCUCACAGCGAACACAACGGACACAAUCGAGCGGGCAUUUACACGCACCUCCGAUUAGCGACGUUGGCUAACGUAAGGGUGCGAGAGAGGUUCAGCGGACGUACGUGCACGCGUAGGUACACAACGCAGUGCAUCGUAACGUUGUUGCAGUGCUUAUGGAGUGGGGGGGGGGGGUCAGUAGAUCAAUACCGAUGUCGUAAUGGUCAGUAAGAAGAAACACUUUAUAACAGUAUAAUACGUCUGUAUUUAACGGCAAUGACUUGUUAUGUAUACGUUACCAAUAUUAUAUCGCAUUGGUUUUGAUUUGUUUGAUUUUAUUUCAUAAUGAUGAGAAAAAUAAUAAUGUGUUUUUGUUGUUUCCUUUUCACAAAUGUACAGCACGAAUUAAAAUAUACGCCUCGGUAAAUGUUAGGCGAUUAACAUUGACAUCUUUAUAAAUUAUUUAACCGUAGUACGUUUUUGUUCCUUCAGUUUUUAAGUUAUUAAAUUAAAACUUAGCGCGUCUGCUAAUAGUUUGCUAGCGUUGGUAAAAAAAAUGUAUUAUUAUCUAUAUAAAUGUACACGAGAUAUACAUGUGUCCAGUGCCCCCCGCAUAUCGUCUCUCUCAGUAUAAGCUUAGCCCCCCUUUGUCGAUCGACUGCUGGAUGAAGCCCUCCCUCCCCUUGCUGUGUCAGACAUGGGAGGGUGCGGGGCGGGGGGAGAGGGUUGGUUGACCUGACCAUACUUCACCACGCUGGUCGAUGCAGAUUGGUGUUAAGUGGGCUAGGGGCGGGUGGAUGGGGGGCAUGCCCAGUUUACUCUCCACUGAUGUUAUCCGUGAACCGGGAAUUGAACCCAGGUGGCCGGAGGUUCAUGGCACUCCGCGCUAUAAACAGUGUAAUCUGUGGAUGCGUUGCCAGGGCGUGAGACCGAGUUAUGCUAUGAUGACGGUGGUGUAUUUAAAAAUGUUACAUUUUGUACCGCUUUGGAAUCUCAAACGGUUUACCAAUUCACAGAUCGCAUUAAAGUGGUAACUUUCCCUCC